GCGGACUUUGCGGUGGCCUUCGUCGACAUCGCAGACCUCAGUGGCGAGGAGCGAUUCAAGGUGGAUUUUCUGGAGCUUCGCAACUCAGAGCUCCAGGUGGUGGCCGUGGCCAAGCUCCACUCUGCCGCACAGCGCCGGUGGACUCCCGAGCCGAUGCCGCCACCGUCACAGGCAAAGUUCCUGGACUACACAGUGGAUGCGCAGGCACCCUGCUUGCUCAUGCCUUCUUCAGCGGCGGGAUGA
Messenger RNA from Symbiodinium sp. CCMP2456, 243 nucleotides. The record is from the annotation of a GenBank genome assembly. NCBI's taxonomy places the organism in Eukaryota, Dinophyceae, Suessiales, Symbiodiniaceae.